Miniopterus natalensis is the source of this 3108-nucleotide messenger RNA. Lineage: Eukaryota; Metazoa; Chordata; Mammalia; Chiroptera; Miniopteridae. The record is from RefSeq and is a predicted model, not a curated record.
AUGCGUGAGGGACAGCACGCGCCUAGGUUUAGGCGAAGGGCUUGCGCAAGGCGCUCUUCAGGAAGUAAAGUAAGGUCCUGCGCCAAGGGCCGCAGCGACCGCCUUCAGGGUCCUUUUGCUCGAAGGCCAGUGCAGUCUGUUGUGUCGCCGGAGGGGUCUGGAAAAGUGUUCACCCGUCGGACGUCCAGCAGAUGCAGGCCCACCGUGAGGAGGUUUAAGGAGCGCAGCACUCUCUGGGGAAAAGGUCCCAGAGCAGCGUGCGUGAGAUCUCGUCCAGGGUCUUUUCCAAAACACUAUCGUCCACGUUUUGUGGGUUGGGGGCUGUGCGGCUUGAUUCCCUCUCGUGCCACUCGACCCACUUCUCUCCUCGUGUCUCCAGGUGUCAUCGGGCUCUUGGCCUUGUACCUGGUGUUCGGUUAUGGAGCCUCUCUCCUCUGCAACCUGAUAGGAUUUGGCUACCCAGCCUACGUCUCAAUGAAAGCCAUAGAGAGCCCCAACAAAGAAGAUGACACCCAGUGGCUGACCUACUGGGUCGUGUAUGGUGUGUUCAGCAUUGCCGAAUUCUUCUCUGACCUCUUCCUGUCAUGGUUCCCCUUCUACUACAUGCUGAAGUGCGGCUUCCUGCUGUGGUGCAUGGCCCCGAGCCCUUCGAACGGGGCAGAACUGCUCUACAAGCGCAUCAUCCGUCCUGUCUUCCUGAAGCACCAGUCCCAGGUAGACCAUGUGGUGAGCGACUUGAAGGACAAAGCCAAAGAGACUGCAGAUGCCAUCGCUAAAGAAGCCAAGAAAGCUGCCGUGAAUUUGCUGGGUGAUGAAAAGAAGGGCUCCUAAACCGACGGGAUGACCCCUCCUGCCCUCCCCGUACCUUCCUGUUAGAGCUUGAUGUCGUGUUAGGGACUGUGGUAUAAUCAUUUUAAUGUUGCCUUGGAAACAUUUUUGAUAUAUUAAAAAAUGGAAUGUGUGUAAGUAUUUUCUGCUUACUUUUACGGUCUGUAUACAUAGGGAGCAUUUUAAUUUAAAUGUAAUACAAUGGGCAGUAUCCAAAUUUUUGGAAAAUAUAUUUUGCCUCUGGGUAGGAAAAGAUAUGUGUUACCAUUCUGCAGGAAAUAUAAACUUAAAAAUUAUAUAUCCCGCUGGCUUUGUACUUCAGUGGGCUGUCUCUGCAUGCAUUUUCUCUGUACUCUUUAAGGUUCUUCUUCAUGUAAUGUAAAAUUUUGUAUUAAAUGUUUUUAAUGUAUUUGUGCAUAUGUAAGGAAAUGCACUCAUUAUAACAUGCGUAACGCUCAUGGAGAGCACCCGCCAAAAGCUGAAGGUUCCAUUGUGCUGGUGUGAUCUGCUGAAGGACACUUCAGAGAAUUGAUAUGGAUGAGAAAUAACUCAGAUGAACAGUUAAGUGAUAAAUGAGGUUGAAUGGAGGUUGGCCUGGUGGUUUUCCUAACACUGGAUACUGGAACAGCUUGUGAAGCAGUCACUGUGCUGCUGAAUGGGGAAAUGUAUACACCAGUGAUCUACAGUUCCCAGCUCCCUGUACAAUUAGUGAUACUGUCCUGUGGCCUUUUGAUAAUCUGCUUAUAAGCUUUAGAUCUGUUUUUGAGUUGCUAAGAUGGAUAUCAUCCCAGGUUUCACCUUCAGUGCUAACACGUUGCUUCUUUCCUAGUCAUUUUUUAAACCAAUUUUAAGGACCCUCCAGAGACUUUCCCACCUCUAAUUACAUGUAUGUUCUUGUUUUUAUCAUUAGCUGACAAUACAUGCUAAUGAUGACACCAGGCUCUAAGAGCAGUUCUGGGAGACUGAGAGGAAGUUUGGUAUAACCUAUAAUCUAGUUGGCAGUGGUUAAGUCUAACUGCCUUCACCUUCUUUCUCUGGCCUUGAAGGUCAAACUCACGAGGCCUCCCUAGUUUGCAAGUCAGAGUCUUCUGUAAUCUGUUUAAAUGUCGUCAUCUUUAUGCUUUGUUUUGAUAAACUGCAUAUAACUACAUAGUUUAAAUAUAGAACAAAAAGUUAAAAUCAGUGUCUCCAGUUUGAUCAGCCAAGUAGCUUACAGGGACUGUGACAGCUUGUCGGGACUAGAGAGGCUGAGCUCUACACCAGCCACACUGCUGAGAUCCUUCUGAAUUAGACUAAACUGACUAAAGAGUAUAAUAAAACUACCAAUAUUAAAUAUCCAGCCUGUAAAAUAUGUUUUAAGGCAAAUAAAGAUUAGUUCUCCUUUCAGUAACAAUUAGAUAAGAUCAUAAUGAUGUCUCAUGAUGUUAAAAAAUAUUAAAGGUAUAAAAAAUACAGGAUGAAAAAUCACUCAAAUACUAUAUAUGGGUCAGGGCAUUUAUUUUUUUCUGGGAAAAAUAGUGGUAAUCAUAGGCACCUUAUUAAAGUUACCUUAAAAAACUUUUAGAAAGUAAACAACUAUUAUUUGGAGAAAAUCAAGCCUUAGAUUUUAAAAAAAUUACCUGUAGAAGUAUUUAAAUCUCUUUCCCCAUAAAUAACGUAUUUUUUUUCUUGGUGGCAAAAGAACGAAAAUUAGCAAUCUCUAGCAUAUAGAAUAUGUAAUCACAUUGUUAGUACAUAGAAUGUAUUUUUAGGCAAGAUGGGAGGCAUAAAGUUACUGUUGCUUAUAACUACUUACAAGCUAGUAUCAGUUUAAAAACUACUAUAGUAAGAAAAUACAUUCUGAAUGCAAAUUUUUUGUCUUGAUAACUUUCUCCUACAGUGCUUUCUGGAAGAAAUUUGUUACUGUUUUGGCAGUCGAAGUGUACAUGUUAAAGACAGGAGAAGUUAUGAGUUGAACAAUUCUGUCUUGGCUUCGAUCUUCUAAGUAAUAUAUUGCCAUGCUAGAGUAUUUGAAAAACUAGUUGAGCCUGUGUCUAGCUAGAAGACAAGCAUUUAUUUGUACGUGAAUGGUAUUUUGGGGGAUACAUAAAGUUACAGAAUCCCUACAGCAGUUCUUUCUCUACUUGAAAGGUUUCAAAUCAACAUUUACUGCUACUCCGGAGUUUUCUGCCCACAGCCUGAAGAAAAUGAGCAUAGCCUUUAAAUAAGUUACCGCCUGUCCUGAAGAUGUGAUAUAUUGAAUGGAAAUGGAUGUAAAUAAAAUUCCAUUAUCUCACUGAA